Messenger RNA from Sinocyclocheilus rhinocerous, 733 nucleotides. RefSeq names its product fatty acid-binding protein, brain-like. The transcript is spliced from 4 exons. The record is from RefSeq and is a predicted model, not a curated record. Gene Ontology annotation, molecular function: lipid binding. Lineage: Eukaryota; Metazoa; Chordata; Actinopteri; Cypriniformes; Cyprinidae. The coding region runs from base 86 to 484 and encodes 132 amino acids.
UGUCCUCAGACACUGAGGAGACUGUGAACUCUGCGACUGUACGAGGACCACUGUGCGUUUGAUCGCUGCAUUUUAAACUGUCAAUAUGGUUGAUGCAUUUUGUGCAACUUGGAAACUGGUUGACAGCCAGAACUUUGAUGAAUACAUGAAAUCACUGGGUGUUGGUUUUGCCACCAGGCAAGUAGGCAAUGUUACCAAACCCACAAUUGUCAUCAGUCAUGAGGAUGACAAAGUUGUGAUAAAGACGCUGAGCACCUUCAAAAACACUGAGAUUUCUUUCAAACUAGGAGAGGAGUUUGACGAAACCACAGCAGAUGACAGACAUGUAAAGUCCACUGUAACCUUGGAAGGAGACAAUCUUGUCCACGUUCAGAGGUGGGACGGCAAGGAGACUAAGUUUGUUAGAGAAAUCAAGGACAGUAAAAUGAUUAUGACCUUGACCUUUGAGGGUGUGCAAGCUGUCCGCACAUAUGAAAAGGCAUAAUGUCAAACGAAUUAACGCUUCAGUAUUACCCUGGCAACUUGACAAUAUUACAAGGGAAUUUUUACAUUGUAUUCUCAACUGAGUUUUCCCCUUUUUAAGACGCGAGACAUUUUUUGUAAGACCUUUUAUAUAAAAUGCACAUUGUGAAGUUUUUGUGAACAUUGCAGAAUGUCUUUAAUGUAAGUGGAUUGUAUAAUUGAGGCCUGCCUUUGUGUCAAAUUGAAUGAAAUACACACAUUUGAUCAAAAA